AUGUCUUCCACAACCGCACCCCAGACAGUCGAGAAACUUAUGGCUGUCUUCGCACAGUUUGGACUAACCGAAGAAGUGGUGACUGAUGGAGGCCCCCAGUUUCGAAGUGAGGAGUUCAAGAACUUCUUGAAGAACCAAGGAGUGGUGCACACCAUGACGCCACCCUACCACCCGGCUUCGAAUGGCGCCGCGGAGAGGGCUGUGCAAACAGCCAAGCGAGCGCUGCUCAAGCAAGUACUUGAAGACGACCUCCAAGAGAAGAGAAGGAGUAUCCAGAAGAAGUUGUCGUGUUUUCUACUUGCCUACCGGACGACACUACACACAAGUACUGGAAAGGCCCCUGCAGAGCUGUUCCUGGGACGGCUUCCGCGAACCCGACUGUCGCAGCUCAAGCCAGGUGCAACGUCCCUUUCACGACGAGAGAAGCAAAACAAGAAAAAGGAGCUGGCUGACAAGCGCAAAGGUCCAACGAAACUCUUUCAAGUGGGUGACAGAGCUUGGGUCAGAAAUGUGAGGGGGAAGUGA
Molecule: messenger RNA, 525 nt
Organism: Ixodes scapularis (black-legged tick)
Lineage: Eukaryota; Metazoa; Arthropoda; Arachnida; Ixodida; Ixodidae
Exons: 1
Coding region: 1-525 (174 amino acids)
Biological process (GO): DNA integration
Molecular function (GO): nucleic acid binding
Source: RefSeq, a predicted model, not a curated record